Messenger RNA from Opisthocomus hoazin, 756 nucleotides. NCBI's taxonomy places the organism in Eukaryota, Metazoa, Chordata, Aves, Opisthocomiformes, Opisthocomidae. The record is from RefSeq and is a predicted model, not a curated record.
AUGCAGUUCUCUGAUGCCCUCUCUCACAGGUGGAAGUAUAGGAGGUCCCUCUGCAGUGACCAGUGGACGUUCCAUGUCAUGUUACCUGCUGUUGAGAUCCAAGCUGAUCCAGGGAGUCUGGAUGAUUUCUAUUGCCAGAUGAUGUGCAAGAUCUGCUCGUACAACUCCCUCCAUGGCUUCUUAAUGUAUGCUCUUGGGCAUGGCGAACUGUGAAUGGACUGGGACAGCACUUCUAAACUUUCCCAGUAUGGCUGGAGGUGCACUACCAGUGAAAAUGAUUAGCCAGCAAAAACCCUUAUGGGCAACUGGACUGAAGAGCGAUACAAUAUCCAAAGAAUUGUGCAGCCCAAGACGCUUCCUUUCCAGGAUACUCACUGCUUUGAAGAAACAUACUCUUCAGAUUACAAUAAGGGAAAGCAUCAGAGAGAAAAGGUUUUUGUGUUUAUUCUUUUUGUAUUUGAACAAGAGCAUCAUCAGUUUCUGGGCCACCACCCUCAGGUGGAACCUCCUUCAUUCAACCCAACUGCUCAGUCCUGGUACACGAUAGACUACAGGCCUCUGUAUGGCAACAUUUUCUUUGCUUGUGCCCGACACUCAAAGAAGGAACAAGAAGAAUGCAGGAGAAGCAACAGAGAUGGAGAGAAUCUCCAGACUGUGUCUUCAGAAAAACGGGAGGCCUGUCUGCCAGCUGUGCUGCAAGGAUAUCCUUCAAGCAAGAAGACCGGUCACAUUAAAGCCAAAUGUAGCAUCAUGUGA